This is a messenger RNA of Cylindrotheca closterium, 1230 nucleotides long. NCBI's taxonomy places the organism in Eukaryota, Bacillariophyta, Bacillariophyceae, Bacillariales, Bacillariaceae. The record is from the annotation of a GenBank genome assembly.
AUGUCAUCGGAAGACUAUACAAAAACCGUUGUGCUGAAGCGAAGUGCAAAGAAAAAGUCUGGAUAUGCAAUUGUGGAGAAAGAAGGAGAGUAUUUUGUUGACGCCAUUCCCCCAAAAGCCCGUGUUAACGAAGGAGACAAGGUUGUUGGUAUCAACGGAAUUACAUCAGAUGAAUUCGUCGAUGAAGAUGACGCCAACGAUUUGAUCGAAAGUAUCCGAAUUGUUGUUGUCCCUGAGGAUCAAAUUGCUGACUAUGAGGCAGCAAAAGAAGCAGAAGAUGCCGGCGAGGUCGCAGGAGAGGAAUCCUCAGAAGAAGAGUACGAAGAAGUACAGAGACCAAGAGGGAAAGGAAAGAAAAAAGCUGCACCCGCAGCUGCUGCAGGCCCCACGCCCGAGAGUGCCUUGGUCGUCCGAGAUGAGGAGGAUGAAGAAGCGGAUCAAGUCUACCCUUGCCCAGAAUGCGGCUUUGAGAAUGUUAAUCCGGAAAGGGACGAAGACGGCGACUUAGCAUGUGAAGAAUGUGGGGGUUUACUCGAGGCAGUCCUCACUUGUCCGGGUUGCGGAUAUGGGAAUGUCAACCCUGAACCAGACGAAGAAGGUGACUAUGUUUGUGCGGAAUGCGGAGAAAUCCUGGAGGUUAAGGAUUUGACAAGAGCAGAGAGACUGAAAGCAAUGCACAAUGAGGUGGCAGAAACAACAGCUGAUGGGCAGACUUUCGGGGCAGACGGGAAACCCAAAACGAAUCAAGAAGGGAAAAAACUUACCCCUGCAGAUAUGUUCAGCCCUGGCGAUGUGAUCACUGUCACUGUCGGAAAAUCCAACCCAAAGCAAGACGCAGGAUUGAAGGUGGAAGAAGUCAACGGCAAAUACUACGUCAGAAAGAUCCCUGCAUCUGGUCUCUUUGCCAAGACCCCUGUGGCCGCCGGUGAUAAAGUUCUGGAGUUGAAUGGUACGGAUUCGAAGGGCUACCCAACCCUAAAUGACAUGAAGAAGACAAUCAAGGAUGAACAAAGAAUCACAAUCGUCGUGUUGAGGCGAGACCCCGAUGCAUCUUACAGUAGUGCUGACAGUGAUGAUAUUGAUUACGAUAAUUUGGCACCUGUUGCUCCUCCUGAUUCUGACGAAGAUAACAGCACAGUUGGUUACGACGGUCAAGAUUGUGGCACAGUUUGGUGUCCACACUGCCACCCAGAAUAUGCUGAAGGAAAUGACCUCAUGCUGGAGGAAUAA